This is a messenger RNA of Mytilinidion resinicola, 1995 nucleotides long. RefSeq lists its product as uncharacterized. NCBI's taxonomy places the organism in Eukaryota, Fungi, Ascomycota, Dothideomycetes, Mytilinidiales, Mytilinidiaceae. The record is from RefSeq and is a predicted model, not a curated record. Gene Ontology annotation, molecular function: protein binding. Bases 1 to 1995 code for a protein of 664 amino acids. The transcript is spliced from 2 exons.
AUGCCUCACCACCAUCGCCGUGCACGUGCGGCGAAGCGAGAGGUGGAGGCUGUGGAGAAUCGCGACCUCGGCGACGAACUCCUAAGUGAUGCCCACAAAAUUGCAGAUGGUAUCAAGACGAUAUUCCAAGUGGUCACCGCAACAUUGCCAAACACUUAUACGGGAAAAGUUACCUACAUUCCGGUCACCAAAACGGCCUUCGGAGUCCCCAUUCAAGCUAGCUCAUCGAAGGACGCACCUGCACCCAGUAGCGAACAACCCAAGGCGACCUCUGCGAAGGCCCAGAGCACUGCGGCAGCUGAAACUUCUGCAGCAGCUGUUCAUUCGAGUGAAAAACACUCCUCCGAAGAUGAUAGCUCGUCAACAGCCACGGCAAAGGCAAAGUCCUCUGCAUCUGUAAAGACAACCGACAUAGCGGCAGCUACAACCUCAGUUGAUAAGUUGGUCGCUGCGUCGUCGACUCUGUCCGCUACUGUCGCUGCUGCGACCUCUGCGUCUCCGACCGCCAUUGCAUCUUCGUCCCAGGGCAUGUCCGGAGGAGCCAAGGCAGGCCUUGCUUUGGGCAUUCUCGUUGUCAUUGCUGCUAUUCUUGCUUGCAUUCUUCUCUUCUACCGCAAGAAGAAGCGAGCUAUGGAGCAUCAGAAGAUGGACGAUGAAAAGGCCAGCAUGCACAAUGCUCCCGCACCCGCUGCCAGCAUCAGAACCGCACGAACCUUGUCGACUGCACCACGUCUGAGCCUUCGACCAGUAACUCAGUUCUCUCCCAACCUGGCAGGCAAUCGCAAGAGUGCAGGGAAUACCCUAGACAUGGCCGCCGCUGCUGCCCUUUCAGCCAACUCCAACAACGCUUCCCGCGACUUCUUAUCUCCAUCUCUUCAGCCAUCCAGUGCCUGGGAGCGACGAGGUGCUGCAAGUGCCGCCAGCGAUCCUUCGAAUCCUUUCGGUAUCCAUGCAGAGACUGUCGAGAAUCCAUCCCCAAGUAGUCCUGUAUCUGCGAUUUCGGACGCUCCAGAGCACCUUGCCCCAGUUGCUGCGGCUGCUGCCGUUCCCGUUGCUGCCCCUGUAGUGCGAAAGCAAGUCCCACAGCCCGCUCCCGUCGAGUUGGAUGUGGCUCGUGCUACUCCCGUUGAAUUGGAAGCGUCCCGUCCUACUCCCAGCCCGACCUGGACUGAGGAUAUCCCUGCCUCCCCCGGUCCUGCUCCCACUGGCCCCCCACCAAUUGCGGCUGCUGCUGGAGGACCUGUUUCUACCCCACCUGCUAACAAUGUCCAUCGUGUUCAAUUAGAUUUCAAGCCAUCCAUGCAGGAUGAGCUUGAGCUGCGCGCUGGUCAAUUGGUUCGCAUGCUGCACGAAUACGAUGACGGCUGGGCUCUUUGUACUCGUCUUGACAAAUCUCAACAAGGUGUCGUCCCUCGCACGUGUCUCUCUAAACACCCGGUGAAGCCUCGUACCGGCCCUCCCCGCCAAGGUCCACCGCAAGGUGGCAGGAUGCGUGGCCCUCCUCCGAUGGGCCCCGGCUUCCCCCAACCACGACCGCUCACUCCCAGCGGCCGUAACUCUCCUGCUUUUGGUGGUCAGCCUCGCUCUAUGUCGCCAGCUAUGUCGCCAGCCGGCGGACGCAACUCGCCAGGUCCCUUCUCUGGCCCACCGAUGUCUCCAGCAGGUAGCCGCAAGUCGCCAGGCCCCUUCGCUGGCCCACCGAUGUCUCCAGCGGGUGGCCGCAACUCACCAAACCCUUAUGGGCCACCGCCAGGUGCACGUGGUCGUUCGAACAGCAACGCUCCCUACGCUGGUCACCCACGCUCCAUGUCUCCCGGCCCCUAUGGCGGCGGACCUCAGGCUCCCAUCCCAGUUCCGGGUGGACGCCGCCGUUCCAACUCAGCUAGCCAAGUUAGGGCACGUCGCGAUUCACCCCCUGGGCCCAGUCCUAUGAACCCAAAUCCUCUAGGCGGUCCUUUACCUGCGAGUAAGCCAGUCCCCGGGAUGGCUCUAUGA